Messenger RNA from Suillus plorans, 2146 nucleotides. RefSeq names its product general amidase. Bases 272 to 1963 code for a protein of 563 amino acids. The transcript has 9 exons. NCBI's taxonomy places the organism in Eukaryota, Fungi, Basidiomycota, Agaricomycetes, Boletales, Suillaceae. The record is from RefSeq and is a predicted model, not a curated record.
CCACAUACGUAGGCUGAUGGCGGUAGUUUCUUAUAUAUUCCAGCACUUACAUACUACAGCAGAUUUAUCACGAUGUAACCUUUCAUUCGACGUCCAACCCGUCAGAAAAUGCGUUUACCAUCUCACAUACAACUUCCCUUCCUUGCCUUACAAUUUUACUUUCUUGAGGAUGAUGUACCUCUUUAUUGUCGAUUUUCAUGUUAUUGUUUAAACUUUACGUAUCAUCCUUAUCAAAUAAUCGACUCUUCUCCUUCUACUUACCAGCAGUGCUAUGGCCAAUUCCAUCACCACAGACAAACCGCACUGGACUGCUCUGGCCGCAGAGAAGAAGCAAAGGCAGUUAGAAUCCAUUCCACAUGAGUGGAUUGUGACUCCACCUUCGGACUCUACUCUGGACGUAUCUGCUUUUCCAGAGACAUGCGGCCUUCUGAACGCGAGAGAAAUUGAGAUCACCAAUACUUCAGUAGAUGUUUUGUUGGAGAAACUCGCAUGUGCUGCAUGGACAGCCGUAGACGUGACCACCGCGUUCUACAAGAGGGCCAUCGUUGCCCAUCAACUUGUCAAUUGCUUGACGGAAAUUUUUGUUGAUCGUGCAUUGGCCCGAGCAGCAGAACUCGAUGAUUACCUGAAGACCACAGGGCAGGUCGUUGGGCCUCUUCACGGGCUGCCAAUCUCCUUCAAGGACCAGCUAUGUAUCAAGGGACUGGAAACUACUAUAGGGUAUGCUUCGUGGGUUGGGCAGUACGCGGACGAAAACGCAGUGUUAAUCGACAUUCUGAUUGAAUGCGGAGCUGUACCAUUUGUCCGCACUAACGUUCCGCAAACACUUGCGUGGCCAGAAACCUUCAACCAUGUCUUCGGCCGGACGACAAACCCAUACAACCGCUCUCUGACCUCGGGUGGGUCAUCAGGAGGAGAGGGUGCAUUAGUUGCUCUCAAAGGAAGCCCUUUGGGAGUUGGUUGCGAUCUCGGAGGUUCUGUUCGUAUUCCCUCUGCGUUCUGCGGCUUAUACGGCCUUAGACCUUCAUACGGGCGUCUGCCAUACUAUGGUAUCCGUGGUACACUUGACGGCCAAGAUUCGGUUCUCCCCGUAUUAGGUCCCAUGGCAAACAGCGUCGUCGGUAUCAAAGUCUUCAUGAGAGCUGUGAUUAAUACUAAACCAUGGCUCAAUGACCCUCUUGCGGUUCGGAAGAAAUGGGACGAAGACGAGUACAAUCUUGUAGACCACGGCGGGUCUGGCAAGAAUUUGUGCUUUGCAAUCAUGUGGGAUGAUGGCGUUGUUGUUCCCCACCCACCUAUCAGGAGGUCUCUGGAGAUCGCCAGAGCGGCUCUUCAGAAUGCGGGCCACAAAGUUGUUGACUGGAAACCCAUCAAGCACAAAUUACUUGGAGAUAUCACGCGUGACAUCUGGAACGCUGGUUCCGCUGAGGAAUACAUGAUCACGACCUCUGCCACAGGGGAGCCACUAAUUACAUCAAUGGGAUUAGACGUCGCAAAUGUUACAGUAGCAUCCUUCCGUCCGCAGAACGACGGUAUUACAGCAUACCAACUCUGGCAAUUGCAGAAGUUGCGUCAAAAAAUCCGGAAAGAAUAUUUAGACCACUGGAAAGCAACUGCGUCGGAGACUGGGACAGGACGGCCUGUCGACGCCAUCAUCUGUCCAGCCGCCCCGUUUGUGGCAACUCCCCAUGGGAAGAACAGGUACGUUGACUACACGGCCGUUUGGAACGCGCUCGACUAUGCUGCCGCCAUUUUCCCUGUGACCACUGUCGACUCCACUCUCGAUGGGAAGGCACCUCACGCUUUCUACAACGACUUCGAUAAGGAUGUUUAUGAAAUGUACGAUCCGGAGAAAUUCAGGAACGCUCCUGUUUGUUUGCAACUUGUCGGUCGGACUCUGGAAGAAGAGGCGGUCAUAAGGAUGACAGAAAUAGUCGACGCGGCGCUGUUAGCUGCCAAAUAGGUACAAGGGAUAUCUACCGAAACGCAGAGCACUGGUUAUCGAAUGAAUCUGCAUCUUGGUCCAGCAUAUGCAUUGUAUCUUGUUGUCUCACACAAAGUCCCUCACCUGAUCCUUGAACCAUGCUUCAUCCUUCCCCAUGAUUCUAUUGACAUCCGGAGAAUGUAGGCGUCAAUGAUAGAAACA